AUGAUUCACCACACAGCAGUCGAUGAUGAUCCCAAUUCAUCCUACAUUAGACGUCCUUCGGGCCCCGUUGCAUCGGACCCACCGUCUGGACCGUCCCAUAACCGGCCUUCCUCUCGCUCGUCACGGCCUAGCUCUCGGACUCGAAUGGUAAAGCCGCCAGUUGCGGUUACACCCACUGGUCUCGGCGUGCUUACAGAGAAUGUGGCAAACUUGUCCCCAGAGGGUCUCGGAGCGACCAGCCCUAUCAAAGAAGGGCUCGGCAGUUUAAAUCGCUGGUCCCAGUCAACGGCAUCUAGUAAAAGUCCCUCGGAGUACAUCGGUCAUCAUCGUCGAGGGAGCUCGAAAAUGUCCAUAUCAGGUUACAAUCGUGGACGGGGGAGCCACAGCCCCCAACGUGUGCAAGGGCUGAAUGGGUUGCCGAUGCUUGAUCUGCCGGAACUGGAAAAGUCUGCCAUAUUCAACCAUGACUCAACAUCACAACAACUUGAUCUCUCAUUUGCGGCCUCAAGCCAUCUUUUUCAACCCUCAACACAUAGCAACAAAACAGAUAUGCCACUUGCUAGAUCCAGUGGGGGGUCUAUUUCUUUAAAUGACGGGGAAGGAGACCCGGCGGCCAUACAACAUGGACAGACCCAAAAGGUGAUGCUGUCAAAGGCACUUCAGAAAGCAAAUACGGCAGUCCUUCUUGAUAACGCUGCCAAUUUCGAGGGUGCCAUGGAAGCUUACACCGACGCUUGCAACUUGCUUCAGCUUGUCAUGGUCCGUAGCAAUGGAGGAGACGAAGAGAAACUCAAACUUCAAGAAAUUCGAGACACAUAUAUGCUCCGGGUCACGGAACUUCAUCGUAUGGAUUUUCCUCUCCCAGAGAGCGACGACAAAGCUCUUCCAGAUCGGCCCCUCAGCCAAGAGUCAUAUGGAGAAUUGCUUCGUUCGACAAAUGAUGGGUAUGAUGGAUCCCAUAUCGAGAGCCAGCAGAACUCACCUCGUUCCAGCUUUGGGUUCCACCAGAUUCCACUGGAAGAGACAAGGGGAUUUUCCCUGGAAGCAGUGCCCCCUCGGCGACAAUCCUUGAAGCCGUCUGCCUUGGAAGAUCAACCCCGAUCGAUGACAUUGCAGACGGGCAGCCAGGAGGACACCAAUGAAUCCACUUCAUGGUUGGACACAAUUGAUGAAUCGGGUGCUUCGUCACCCUCGUCGGCAAACUCCAAGGCGUCAUCGGUGUACCUUCGUCGCCGGACAAGCCGUCGUCUCAGUAAUGACACCGAGGCGGAGUUUGAUGCGGCCCUCGAUGCAGCCGUGGAAGCUGCAUAUGAUGAAGGUCUGGAGCCGGUGCCGGAGCACAAAGAAGAGGAAAGCGAUGAUGUUGUUUCAAAUGCUCGCAGGAACAUCCAAUUAGCGAAGCAAAGAGUGCGCGAGGCAGAACAGGAAGCAGAGGCAAUGAAUCGUGAUCGUGAAAUGCGCCGGAUCCAGGAACAGACAACUUUUGGGAAUGACCUCAUUGCCCGUACUUCGGCAUAUCUGGACGAUGAAGCAGAGGAAGAGGAGCGUUUGCUAGAAGAGAUGACCAAGGGCUACGUGAUGGACGACUUUGAGUUCGGCAUUCAGUCCAAGUCGGCACUCCCUCGAGAAUCGGAUUCUAGCAACAUGUCUGGGAGGACCUGGGAAAGCUCCGCAACGUCUAAUGCUGCCAACACUGGGGGUGCACUGUCUACGCUUGCAGAAGAUGAUGUCUUGCCACUAGGCGACCUAAGGCCCGAACCAUAUAUCAUGCCCUCUUCUCCUCCAUCUUCGGCUUUGCCACCCCUGCCAGCCUCAUCCGACUUCCCGGCUCCUUCAAAGCGGGCCUCGAUAUCAAACCGUGCUGGUUCUAUCGGCUCACUCGUCUCUUCUACAGGUCCAGGAGUGCGAGCCCGGAGACUAUCCAGCCAGACUCGCGAGCUUAAAAUCGAGACCAAUACCCGCUCCUCUCGCGCUAAUUCCAAUGCAUCAUCGGCCUUUGAAAAUGUCGCAACCCCACAGGCAAAUCGCCCGCCACCGUUGCCGAAAGACGAACCUUCUGCUCCUGGGGCCCGUUCCACUUUGCACCCAACACAACGCAACCCGUCGGUGGGCUCUUUCACGGACCACAUCAACCUCUCCAAAGCUCGUACUCAUGAAGAUGAUGAGAACGAACUGCCACCCCUGCCGCUGUCAGCGCGGCCCAUGGGCAAAGUACCCUCGGCUCCAGAUGGAUUGAACAAACUUCACUCCAAUACAAAGCCUUUCCGAACUCGGAAUGCCUCUGUUCCGAUUCAGAUCCCUGAUAUGUGCCCGGAAUCCCCAAGCUCCCCGUGGAGCGGUGCAUUCCCUGACACUCAAAGGGGCGCGACUAGCGGCGUCCCUGUUUUACCCACACCGACCCUAGCCAACUUUAACUUCAAUCAAAAUGGACUGCCAAGCGGCGGGUUAAACCUGUUUGGUAGCAACAUUCACUCACCCACAGCUCUUGGCCGUCCAAAUUCGUUGGUGGCCAAUGCCCCGCUUCCUCUAGAGCCAUGUCCGGAGGGUUUCCUUCUCCGCCCAUUUUGGCUAAUGAGAUGUCUCUACCAGACACUUGCACAUCCUCACGGUGGCUAUUUGUCAGAGAAGCUCUUUAUUCCUCGAGAUGUCUGGCGCGUGAAAAAUGUCAAACUAAAGGCCCUGGAAGAGAAAGUGUCCAACUGCGAUCUUCUGACCGCCGCCCUGCUCAAAUUGGCCCAAGUCGAUACAUAUGAUGCAGAUGCGGUUCUGGAGGAGAUGCAGUCGUUUGAUACUAUACUCGACCAAGUUCAGGUUACCUUGACUAAGAAAUUGGGCAGUGAUGUCGGUGUCCAAGCAUCAAUGCCAUUGUUUAAGCCCGCUUCCACGCCGGAUGAACCUGUUCAACCAGAAGUUGCGCCGAACAAAUCAUACUUGACAUGGAAAAGAUUACGCGCAAAAACUUCCGGGCUUGGGACAACCACUCCGGUCCCGAGUGCUCGAGAAAGUAACAAGGACAAUCUAGUCCUCAAUUCCGUCCCGAUGACAUCUGUACAUGGAACACCUGCGAAGCGCAAUGUUACCCAGCUUGAAUUCUCUGGGCCCAAUGCAAACUACAUGGGGGCGUUGGCGCGGCUUUUUGAUGCUGCACAGGUGCUAGAACAAAUUGCUCAGCAAGUUGAGGACCCUGGGCUCAAACAUUCGUCCAAAACCCACGUUGGUCUGGAACUCAGCACACGACAUGCUGCUGAAUUCUUUGGCUUUUACAUUUGUCGGUUCGCAUUGGCUGAUGUGGGCUUGAUGCUCGACAAGUUCAUCAAGCGAGGUAGCGAGUGGGUGUUGGUUUAG
Penicillium samsonianum is the source of this 3345-nucleotide messenger RNA. RefSeq lists its product as uncharacterized. The record is from RefSeq and is a predicted model, not a curated record. Lineage: Eukaryota; Fungi; Ascomycota; Eurotiomycetes; Eurotiales; Aspergillaceae. The transcript has 2 exons. The coding region runs from base 1 to 3345 and encodes 1114 amino acids.